AUGUACUCUAAUAAAUGUUCAAAAAAUGUGUACUAUUUACCUUUUAAAUCGAAAUGUUUAAGUAAUGUAAAUGGUAAGUUGUUAAGUGAAGCAUAUAAUUUACAUUAUUUUUUAUUAAGUUCUAAUAAUCCAUUCAACGAUAAUGAAGUUCAUUUAAUUGAAUACAAUGAACAAGAUUUUUGUGUCAGAAACGUAAACAUAUUUGAAUAUAAAGGAAGAAUAGAUCAAAUUAUCUGCUUAGAUAUGUAUGAAGAAGAAGAAAGAAAGAAAAAAAAAAUUCUUUUAUGCACUUCAGGAUGUAAUACAUCUGAUCUUUGUAAUAAUGAGAAUAAUAAAAAUGAAAUUGAAAAUUCAUGUUCAUUAUGGUUAGGAGAUAUAGAAACUUCAGAGGAACAAGAAAAAGAAAAUAUUGAGAUAGAAGAAGAGAAAGAUUUAGAAAAUAUGGAAAUAGAAGAUAACUUAAAAGUAGAGCAAAAUGAUACAGAAAAAUUAAAACAUAUUUUAAGCGAUGAAACAAAUCAAGAUAAAAAGGAAUGUAAUGAAGAUGAUAAAAAGAAAGAAAAUGAAUUAAAAACAAAUGAAAUAAAUAAGAGAAUAACAAAAAAUAAAUUGAUUAAACAGAAAAAGGUUCCAUUAAAAAAAAUUUAUGAAUUAAAGAGUGAUCAGAUAUAUAAAAGCAUUAAAAAAAUUGCAAUUGAUGAUUAUGAAAAAGAAAUUAGUAAAAUAGCUGUAAUUGAUAAAUAUAGUUAUAGUAUAUUUACGAAAAAUAAUAAAGAUAUCCAAUUUAUACAAUCAAAAAAUGUUGGAAAGCAAUUGACUUAUGGGAUAUUUGAUCCUCAUCAUCAAGAUAUUUUAACAGUAAUGAGUGAUAUAAAUAUAUACGGUUAUGAUAUUAAAAGUAAUAAACAAAUAUUUUCUGCAUAUACUAACCAUAAAGCAAAUUUAUCCUCAAUUGAUUUUAACUCUAAUAUACCAAAUAUUGUUAUAACUUCAUCAAAUGAUGGUUAUAUAAAAUUAUGGGAUUUGAGAUUUUUAAAAAAUUCAUUUCUAACAAUUAAUAUCCAUUCUCAUUGGAUUACUUCUGUCAAUUUUAAUCAUUUCCAUGAUGAAUUAUUACUAACUACAAGUACUGAUAAUACAGUUAAAUUACAUAAAAUUGAAUUUCGAAAUAAUUUAAAUUUACAAAAUAAAGAUACGAAUUAUGAAUUAAUAAAAACAUAUAAAGAUCAUGAAGAAUCAGUUUAUCAAGGUAAGUGGAGUAAAACAGACGCAUGGAUAUUUGCGUCUUUAUCGUAUGAUGGGAAAUGUGUUGUAAAUAGUGUACCUAAUGAACAAAAAUAUAAAAUUUUAUUAUAA
This is a messenger RNA of Plasmodium gallinaceum, 1356 nucleotides long. Its product is annotated as conserved Plasmodium protein, unknown function. Bases 1 to 1356 code for a protein of 451 amino acids. NCBI's taxonomy places the organism in Eukaryota, Apicomplexa, Aconoidasida, Haemosporida, Plasmodiidae. The record is from RefSeq and is a predicted model, not a curated record. Gene Ontology annotation, biological process: protein ubiquitination. Gene Ontology annotation, molecular function: protein binding. The transcript has a single exon.